GUGGCGGUGCUCCGCGGCGGCGCGCCGGGCCGGCCAGCGCAGGGCGCUGGCCAGGUGUGCAGUUCCCCUGGGGCGGCGGCGCUGAGCGGCGGGCGCGCAAACAUGGUAGCAGAAAUGUGACCUGUCUUGGGACCAAAAAGCUAAGGGAGUGAGGAAGGACCCAAACUUCAGUAUCCCUCCCCCAAGAGCACACUCCCAGUCACCUACUCCCUUCUGCUGCUCCUUAAUGAAAAGUCACCACCCAUAUAAUGGAGUUUACAGAUCAGAUUGCUUAGUGUGGAUAUCAUGGUAACAAUACAGGAAAUACACUUAAUUUCUCACUUCUGCAAGUAGUCAUGACUAUUGAAGAAAGAAUCUUUUUAAACUACAGCAGAGUUCACUUGGGUACCUUUUAUGGAAAUCCUAAUUUUGUUUUUAACUUCUGGUAGUUUUUUGCUAGUUAUGAACAAGCAGAGAGCUUGUCUUGUUAGGCAAACACACAGUGGUGAGGAUGUCUAGAAGAGGACCGAUUCUUCACAGCCGGACUCAGUGGCUGCUCUUGGGCCUUGCAUUGUUCUUCAGCUUAGUAUUAUUUAUGUACCUCCUGGAAUGUGCCCCCCAGACUGAUGGAAAUGCAUCUCUUCCUGGUGUUGGUAGAGAAAAUUAUGGUAAAGAAUAUUACCAGGCCCUCCUGCAGGAGCAAGAAGAACAUUACCAAACCAGGGCAACCAGUCUGAAACGCCAGAUUGCCCAGCUAAAGCAAGAAUUACAAGAAAUGAGUGAGAAGAUGAGAUCAUUGCAAGAGAAAAAGAACAUAGGGGCUAAUGGCUAUCAAGGCAACAGAGAGCAGACACCUAGUGAUCUCCUAGAGUUUCUUCAUUCCCAGAUUGACAGGGCUGAAGUUAGCAUAGGAGCCAAACUACCCAGCGAGUAUGGAGUCAUUCCCUUUGAAAGUUUCACUUUAAUGAAAGUAUUUCAGUUGGAAAUGGGUCUCACUCGCCAUCCUGAAGAAAAGCCAGUUAGAAAAGACAAACGAGAUGAAUUGGUAGAAGUUAUUGAAGCUGGCUUGGAGGUCAUUAAUAAUCCUGAUGAAGAUGAUGAACAGGAAGAUGAGGAGGGCCCCCUUGGAGAGAAACUGAUAUUUAAUGAAAAUGACUUCAUAGAAGGCUAUUAUCGUACUGAGAGAGAUAAAGGCACACAGUAUGAACUCUUUUUUAAGAAAGCAGACCUUAUGGAAUACAGACAUGUGACCCUCUUCCGCCCUUUUGGGCCUCUCAUGAAAGUGAAGAGUGAGAUGAUUGACAUUACGAGAUCAAUUAUUAAUAUCAUUGUGCCACUUGCUGAAAGGACUGAAGCAUUUUCACAGUUUAUGCAGAACUUCAGAGAUGUUUGUAUUCAUCAAGACAAGAGGAUUCAUCUUACAGUUGUGUAUUUUGGGAAAGAAGGACUAUCUGAAGUCAAGUCUAUCCUGGAAUCUGUCUCAAGUGAGUCUGACUUUCACAAUUACACCUUGGUCUCACUGAAUGAAGAAUUUAAUCGUGGACGAGGACUAAAUGUGGGCGCCCGAGCUUGGGACAAGGGAGAGGUCUUGAUGUUUUUCUGUGAUGUUGAUAUAUAUUUCUCAGCCGAGUUCCUUAACAGCUGCCGGUUAAACGCUGAGCCAGGUAAAAAGGUGUUUUAUCCUGUGGUGUUCAGUCUUUACAAUCCCGCCAUUGUUUAUGCCAACCAGGAUGUGCCACCCCCUGUGGAGCAGCAGUUGGUUCAUAAAAAGGAUUCUGGUUUUUGGAGAGAUUUUGGCUUCGGGAUGACUUGUCAAUAUCAAUCAGAUUUCCUGACCAUUGGUGGAUUUCGACAUGGAAGUAAAAGGCUGGGGUGGAGAAGAUGUUCAUCUUUACCGGAAAUACUUACAUGGUGAUCUCAUUGUGAUUCGGACUCCAGUUCCUGGUCUUUUCCACCUCUGGCAUGAGAAACACUGUGCAGACGAGCUGACGCCUGAACAGUACCGGAUGUGCAUCCAAUCCAAAGCCAUGAAUGAGGCUUCUCACUCCCACCUGGGAAUGAUGGUCUUCAGGGAGGAAAUAGAGAUGCAUCUUCGCAAACAAGCAUACAGGACAAACAGUGAUGCUGCUGGGUGACAGCCAUCAACACAUUCAAGUCUGAACCACAAACCAGCACUGUUUAUUCAGCCUUAAUUCCAGCUUGAGAGUCUGUGCUUCUUUCAGAGAAAAACUGGCUUUCAUGUUCUUUCUGAAUGUGUUUUGUAGUUCAGACUGAUGUAAGAAGAAAACACAGGUAUUUUGAUGCAAAACCUGUUUUGUGAGAGUACUAUAGUUUGAAACAGUUGACAAAAUGAAAUUUGAUAUUUGUUCCCAAAAUAGUUUGAAAUAGAUCUGCCUGGUACCUGUGUUCUGAUUGGUCUGGCUGUGCUGGGCUGAUGUUGAGUUGGUCAGCACAUUCCUACUGGGAGCAGAACAUUGGUUGCCAUUCUCCACAGGCAGAUAUCACCUGCUGACCACUAAGUCAAACAUUCAACUUCAGUUUUUUAAUGAGAGCUUGUUGAUCACAUGCAGAAUAUUUUUUCACAGAGAAUAAUUAAAUGGCAUAUCUGGCCAUCAUGAAGAUCUUCAGCCCAUCAUGAAGGCAGAAAGCAAAUCCCCUUAACUCCUUGUUGCUUUCCCUCUAAAUAUCUGUUUUUAAGCCAGUGGGUAGAGCAGGCAUAGCUUAGAAUCUAUGGUCUGUUUAUAAAUGUAUCCUUAUGUUACCAUCGUGUUCAAAAUGCAUAGUCAAAGCUGCAGUAGAUUGUUUUGAGCAAACAAGUAAAUGCAGAGCUUUUAAACAAAGCGUUUAUUACAUUGGGAUGCAGGAAAAUAACUAUGUUUGGGAACAUCUUUUUCUAUAAGCCAGAUGCAUCAGAACCUUCCUGAAGAGGCAUAGAAGAUAUGACCAUUAUAGCAUGGUUUUGUAUGGCUUUUGUUUUGCACUGUCUUAUUUAGCAUGGGUACAUAUAUAUUUAUUUUCUAAUAGGUUAAUAUUUGCCACAACUGUGUUUGCAUUUGUAUUAUUCUUUCAGUUGAAGGAGUUUCAUUGAAAAAAAAAAAA
Onychomys torridus (southern grasshopper mouse) is the source of this 3078-nucleotide messenger RNA. It is a transcript of the gene Csgalnact2, whose product is annotated as chondroitin sulfate N-acetylgalactosaminyltransferase 2. The transcript is spliced from 9 exons. Gene Ontology annotation, molecular function: glucuronosyl-N-acetylgalactosaminyl-proteoglycan 4-beta-N-acetylgalactosaminyltransferase activity. The coding region runs from base 491 to 1894 and encodes 467 amino acids. NCBI's taxonomy places the organism in Eukaryota, Metazoa, Chordata, Mammalia, Rodentia, Cricetidae. The record is from RefSeq and is a predicted model, not a curated record. Gene Ontology annotation, cellular component: Golgi cisterna membrane.